This is a messenger RNA of Glycine soja, 2215 nucleotides long. Its product is annotated as ABC transporter G family member 15-like. Lineage: Eukaryota; Viridiplantae; Streptophyta; Magnoliopsida; Fabales; Fabaceae. Gene Ontology annotation, cellular component: membrane. The transcript has 9 exons. The record is from RefSeq and is a predicted model, not a curated record. Gene Ontology annotation, molecular function: ATP binding; ATP hydrolysis activity; ABC-type transporter activity. The coding region runs from base 135 to 2120 and encodes 661 amino acids.
CAUAAUAUAUAGAAUACGAGAGCAGUACACAGAAGUGAGUAAGUGAGAGGGGAGAGAGAAGAAAACAUAUAUCAACACUCUCACAUAUAUAUACAAGUAGUAGUAGUAGUAUCGUAUAGACCAAUACAGAAGCUAUGGUGAUGAUAUGGGAAGAUGUAACAGUUGAGAGGCCUGAAAGUUUUGGAGAACACAAUAACAAUAAGAAGUUAAUGCUGAAUGGAAUCACUGGUUUUGCUGAACCUGCUAGGAUUAUGGCUGUUAUGGGUCCUUCUGGCUGCGGCAAAACUACCUUUCUUGACUCUUUCACUGGAAAACUUGCUGCAAAUGUUGUAGUAACCGGCAACAUUCUAAUCAAUGGGAAGAAGAAAAGCUUUUAUUCCAAAGAAGUGUCCUACGUGGCACAAGAGGAACUUUUCUUGGGUACUUUGACUGUAAAAGAGACCCUCACAUACUCGGCAAACAUAAGGCUUCCUUCUAAAAUGACCAAAGAAGAGAUAAACAAAGUGGUGGAAAAUACCAUAAUGGAAAUGGGUCUGGAAGAUUGUGCAGAUACUAGGAUUGGAAAUUGGCAUUGUAGGGGUAUUAGUAAUGGUGAAAAGAAGAGACUUAGCAUUGGACUUGAAAUUCUGACACAACCAUAUGUCUUACUUCUUGAUGAACCUACUACUGGACUUGAUAGUGCCUCAGCUUUCUAUGUGGUUCAAUCUCUAUGCCACAUUGCUCACAGUGGAAAGAUAGUUAUCUGUUCUAUUCACCAGCCCAGUAGUGAGAUUUUUAGUCUGUUUGAUGAUUUGCUUUUGCUCUCAAGUGGGGAAACUGUUUAUUUUGGAGAAGCAAAGAUGGCUCUAAAGUUUUUUGCUGAUGCAGGUUUCCCCUGCCCUACUAGAAGAAAUCCUUCAGAUCAUUUCCUUAUGUGUAUUAAUUUGGACUUUGAGUUGAUUACUGAAGCACUACAGAGGACACAGUUAAAUUUGAUACCAACAAAUUCAACAAUUGGAAUGAGAACAUCAGAGAUCAGAAGGAUACUCAUUCAGAGUUACAAAAGUUCAAAGCUAAUGAUCAAUGCAAGAAAAAGAAUUGAACAACUGAAACCCAAUGAAGAACAAGAAAUUAAGCCCUACAUAGGUAGCAGUACCACAUGGAGGAAGCAAUUAUGUACAUUGACUGAGAGAUCUUUCCUAAACAUGACUAGGGAUAUUGGUUACUACUGGCUGAGGAUUGUAUUCUACAUACUGGUAGGAAUUACUAUUGGCACCCUCUUUUUUCAUAUUGGCACAGGCAACAACUCAAUCUUGGCUAGAGGAAAGUGUGUAUCAUUCAUCUAUGGGUUCAUGAUUUGUUUGUCAUGUGGAGGAUUACCAUUUUUCAUUGAAGAAUUGAAGGUUUUCUAUGGUGAAAGGUCCAAAGGACAUUAUGGAGAGGCUGCAUUUGUAGUGUCAAACAUCAUAUCUUCAUUCCCUUUCCUUGUUCUAACAUCACUCUCCUCCGGAAUAAUCAUUUACUUCAUGGUGCAAUUUCAUCCGGGUUUAUCUAAUUGUGCAUUUUUCUGUAUCAACUUAUUCUGCUGCCUAUCUGUUGUUGAGUGCUGCAUCAUGAUUGUUGCCUCAGUGGUCCCCAAUGUGCUGAUGGGCAUAGGAACAGGAACUGGUGUAAUUGUCUUCAUGAUGAUGCCCUCUCAAAUAUUCAGAUCAUUACCUGACAUUCCAAAGUUCUUCUGGCGCUAUCCCAUGUCCUACCUCAGUUUUGCUGCUUGGGCAGUGCAGGGACAAUACAAGAAUGACAUGCUGGGGGUUGAAUUUGAUCCUUUGCUGCCAGGAGAUGCUAAAGUUAGUGGAGAACAAGUGCUAUCAUUGGUAUUUGGUGUUCCAUUGGAUCAUAACAAAUGGUGGGACUUAACAGCAUUGGCUACCUUAUUAUUAGUUCACAGAUUGGUUCUUUACUUGGUGCUUCGGUUUGUCAAAAGAGCUCAAUCACCUAAACUGUGGUUCUAUGCCAAGAAAAGUUUACACUUUGCAGGAAGAUGUUUCUUCAGUAAGAAGCCAUCUAUCUCUUCCAGGAAACAAGCUCAGCAUCCAUUAUCAUCUCAAGAGGGUCUAAUGUCCCCAAACCUUGCAAUAUAAUACUUUAAUAUGGUGAUGUUAGUCAACUGUCAGAAUUUUAAUGAUAUGAAGUGCCAUUAAGCAUCUCUGAUUUAAAUCUUUAAAUCAGUUAAUUU